AUGAUGAAAGAACAUGUGUCAUUCUUCGCUCCAAGUGAUGAUUCAUAUUUAAGGUUUCAAUAUCUAGAUAUUCACACACCAACUACAAUUAGUUGGGGCGUGAACAAUAGAACUGCCGCAAUAAGGAUUUCCUGUCUCGGCAGCAAGUGCCGUCUAGAACACCGUGUUCCCGGGGCAGAUUGUAACCUUGAAAAAGUACUUAUAGCAAUAAUUGAAGGUAUUACUUUUGGUAUAGAAAACAAAAUUGCCCCUCCAAAUAGAGUAUAUGGUAUCGCAUCUGACCCUCAAUAUAAGAUGGAGAAUUUAGCAUAA
Messenger RNA from Brugia pahangi, 312 nucleotides. NCBI's taxonomy places the organism in Eukaryota, Metazoa, Nematoda, Chromadorea, Rhabditida, Onchocercidae. The record is from the annotation of a GenBank genome assembly.